AUGUCCGUGGCGGAGGCGGCAGGAGCUGUAUCUUCUCUGGCGCCGAUGGAAGUGGCCACCUCUUCGCCAUUGUAUGUGGCUUCUUCUGGAGCGUUGGUUGUGCGACCCCCCGUCUGGCGCCGGCCGCCGCGGCGUUGGGGGCGUGCACCAGACGUCACGGGUAGGGCAGCAGAGGAGGGGCCCGGUUACGGGUCCGACGAAUUCUGCACAGGUGGAGUGGCGCAGUUUAGUAGUGGAUGUCGUGCCCCUGCGUCUUCAAAAACAUCGCGGGUGUUUGAGUCGUCAUUGCGGCGACGUGCCUGUGGGCCUGCAUGGUCGGCGUCAUCGCUGUUGGGUCGGCGGGGCGCCAGUCCUCUGGCGACAACCGUGGCGUGGGAGAUUAACGAUCGGCGGAAGUGGCGCAUCCCUCCUUGGCGCCGUGGAAGGGCGCGGUGGUUCCUCUGGGGCAUCCUGAAGGGCAGCAAAAGUGUUGGCAGUGGAUGCCGGCUCGUGGGUGGACAGCACCCGUCGUCGCGCUGUAUGGCGUCGCUUCGGGCGAGUGAAUCCGUCAGCAUCGUCAGCAGGCCGCUGUCUGUCAGCCUUUUCCAGCAGCAGGGAGGUGGCCCGAAGCUGGCGAUUUGGGCUGGAAAUGGACACCUUUCAACAGUAGGCCUCGUCUUCUUCCGGGUGGUCUAUGAUGGGAAGGCUGUUCUGCGAGCAGCUCUUGAGUGUUUCUUCAGUAGGCCGAGGCACAUGAGAGCAGGCAUAGCGCGCCCCAGUGAUUUCAGCAGAAAGGUAAGGCAGUUAUGCAAGGAAUUCCAUCUCACUGAUGUUCAAGUUAACCAACUUAUGUCUUCUUUUUUGGAGGACGUAAAGCUUGGUCUGGGGAAGGAUACACAUCCAAAUUCAAUUGUAAAAUGUUUUAUAACAUAUGUGCAGGAUCUUCCAAAUGGGAAAGAAAGGGGAAAAUUCCUUGCGCUUGAUCUUGGAGGUACUAAUUUUCGUGUUCUUGUUAUUCACUUGUCUGAGAAGCACUUUGACAUGAAAGCCAAGAUAUUUGCAAUACCACAAAAAAUUAUGGUGGGAACUGGAACACAGCUGUUUGAUCAUAUAGCUGAAUGUCUAGUGGCAUUUGUUAAGGAGCAUCAGUUACACACAGAAGUACUGCCUCUAGGAUUUACAUUCAGCUUUCCAUUAAUGCAGAAAGGACUAUCUGUAGGAAUUCUUGAAAGGUGGACUAAAGGCUUCAACUGCUCUGGUGUUAUUGGACAAGAUGUAGUUCAGCUGCUGAGAGAUGCACUGGACAAAAAACCGGAUGUGAAGAUUAACAUUGCUGCAGUUCUUAAUGACACUACAGGUACGCUGAUGUCAUGUGCAUGGAAGGAUCACAACACAAAAAUAGGACUCAUCAUUGGAACUGGUACAAAUUCAUGCUAUGUAGAAAAAACUGAGAAUGCAGAACUGUUUGAUGGCGACAGGAGCAAACCAUAUGUAAUCAUCAACACAGAAAGUGGAGCAUUUGGUGAUGAUGGAAAACUUAAUUUUAUUAGAACAGAAUAUGACAAAGAUGUAGAUGACAAUUCCAUAAAUCCUGGAAGACAACUGCAUGAGAAGAUGAUAUCAGGAAUGUAUAUGGGAGAAAUAGUUCGACUGAUAGCUGAGAAAGCUAUUAAAAUGAAUGCCAUCCUGGGUGGAAAAGGUUCUGAUGCAUUUCAAAAGCGAGGGGGUUUCUUCACUAAAUAUGUAUCUGAAAUAGAAAGUGAUAAACCAGGUUCUUACACAAAUGUUAAGAGAAUAAUGAAUGAGCUUGGUCUUCCACAUGCAACUGAACAAGAUUUUGUAGACUUCAGACAUAUGUGUGAAGCUGUUUCUUCAAGAGCUGGUGUCAUGGUCUCUGCUUCAAUGGCUACAUUACUUAAUAAAAUGGGUUUUGAACAAGCAACUAUUGGCAUUGAUGGUUCACUCUAUCGAUUUCACCCUGGGUUUGCAGACCUAAUGACAAGAAAAAUUUCACAAUUAGUGAAGCCAGGGAUUAAAUUCAAGUUAAUGUUGUCAGAAGAUGGAAGUGGAAGAGGAGCAGCUCUAGUUGCUGCUGUUGCCAGUCGGGGAGACUAACAGCAGUCAGAGUUAAAUAUUUUUUUUUUUGUUUUAAGCAGAUUAGCUUAAAUCUGUCUUUUCUCUUGUAGAAAAAUUAUUUGCCUUAAUGUUUUGUGGCCUGGGUUUUUCACCAGCAGAUAUUGUAAACAAUGAGACCACCUCAUCUCUUUGUAUUAAACAAAUGAAAUACGUUGAA
Molecule: messenger RNA, 2272 nt
Organism: Schistocerca piceifrons (Central American locust)
Lineage: Eukaryota; Metazoa; Arthropoda; Insecta; Orthoptera; Acrididae
Product: hexokinase type 2-like
Exons: 11
Coding region: 1-2094 (697 amino acids)
Biological process (GO): glycolytic process; glucose 6-phosphate metabolic process; intracellular glucose homeostasis
Cellular component (GO): cytosol; mitochondrion
Molecular function (GO): fructokinase activity; glucokinase activity; ATP binding
Source: RefSeq, a predicted model, not a curated record